AUGAGCGUGGAAAAGGAGUGCUUGAGGUCGGUCCCUUUCCCAGUAGAAUGGGAAGAGUAUUUAUCAACAUCACCAAAGAAAUAUCAAAAGUGGACCAAGCUGAUUUCACUACACACUAAGAUGGAGGACUGCCACCCUGAGGAAUGUCAGGUUUGUGUUGACAAUUAUGACCAAGAUCUGAGACGUCCACGUUGUCUGCCUUGUGGCCACACAGUUUGCUCCAGAUGUAUUAGUACUGCAAUAAAGAGGACUCAGCUCUCCUGCCCUAUUUGCCGCACCAAGCAUAAUGCCAUAACUGCCAGGGACUUCUCAGUCAACUUCAGUUUGGAGAUGCUUAUAAAUAAACACAAAGAUACUCCUUUUAAGGCAGAAGGAAAGGUGUCAAAAAAACGUUAUAAGGUCUGCAAAAAAGGUACGGUAAGGAAGAUUCUGCCCUUGGUGCGGAAACAGAAGGGUACUAUUGGCAGUCUGAUUACCAGCUGUAAAGAAGUGUUGUCCCAGCUUGUUAAAUACCAAGAGCAUUUAAAGAAGUGUAAGAUUCAGCACCACCAACUCCAGGAGAAAAUGGUAGAGCACAACUCAAGAGCAAUAGGACUCUUGGAACCUGAGGAUAUAAGGGUGAUGCAUAUGAUAACAGAAGGAAAGGAGAGACUACAGAAACUACAAGACAAUUUGGGGUCCCUUGGCACUGGUACCUCUUCACACCAAUUUUUUACAUCCAUAGAUGAAGCUGAUCAUUAUAAUGAAAAGGUAGAAAAGUGGCUCCAAAGGUACCAGGAGCUCUUUCCAGAGGUCGAUGCCAUACACACCUCAGUAAAGGUUCAGGAGAACAUAAAAGAAGGCUAA
This is a messenger RNA of Cherax quadricarinatus, 846 nucleotides long. NCBI's taxonomy places the organism in Eukaryota, Metazoa, Arthropoda, Malacostraca, Decapoda, Parastacidae. The record is from RefSeq and is a predicted model, not a curated record.